Messenger RNA from Acanthoscelides obtectus, 505 nucleotides. NCBI's taxonomy places the organism in Eukaryota, Metazoa, Arthropoda, Insecta, Coleoptera, Chrysomelidae. The record is from the annotation of a GenBank genome assembly.
ACAGAAAAUCGAGCAUAUGGCAACAAUAAGCGACCAUGGAAAAUAUCACAGCUUUUCUCUGGUGGUGAUGAAAGUACCUGGAAAAUUUCCCCGACAUAUAACCUCACUGAAGAAUGGACUGACGGCUGUACGUGCACUCAAAAAUUCAAGCUACCAGGUGCAAGGCUGGCCGAACAGUGUGGACCGUACCACUGCAACGUUUGAGAAAUACCAAUCGGUAUUUCCGUUCUCGGCAAGGAACUGCCUGCACAUGAACGGAGGUGUUAUGUUCGAUGGAUCUAACAACUUAGCAGGAUUUCAGAGAUUGGCUUGUGGCGAGAAGAAAACAUAUUACAAUGACUAUUACACGCCUGUCGUUAACUUCGCAAACAGUUUAGUUAAAGCCUAUCCAGAUAUCAAAUUGGAAGUUGGUUCAGAAAUAUUCCUAGCAGAUAAGCCGGCAACUGCAAAAGAAUUAAGGCGAUAAAGCGAGAAAUAACGUGCUUAACAUGUAUGACAAAAAUAG